Baudoinia panamericana UAMH 10762 is the source of this 2472-nucleotide messenger RNA. RefSeq lists its product as uncharacterized. Gene Ontology annotation, molecular function: actin binding. Gene Ontology annotation, cellular component: endosome; cytoplasm; HOPS complex. The record is from RefSeq and is a predicted model, not a curated record. The transcript is spliced from 3 exons. NCBI's taxonomy places the organism in Eukaryota, Fungi, Ascomycota, Dothideomycetes, Mycosphaerellales, Teratosphaeriaceae. Gene Ontology annotation, biological process: intracellular protein transport; vacuole fusion, non-autophagic; endosomal transport. The coding region runs from base 1 to 2472 and encodes 823 amino acids.
AUGUCAGGAGCUAGGGCAGGCUGGGAGCCCGUAGGCGACCGCUUCUACCGCAAGACGCAGCUCUAUACAUCGGUCUUCGACCAAGACCUUGAGCUCGAGAACUACGUCGUCACCGGAGCUCCUUAUAGCGGCGCUGUAGCACUGUACCGAGAUGCAAGCAAGAUCUUUUCACUCCGAGGCGCGCAGUCCGCAAAGUCGAGCAUCGACAUCUACAGCUGCGCGGGCAAGCUGAUACGACAGAUACCCUGGGAGAGGCAGACUGUCAAGGCUGUAGGCUGGUCAGAGGAUGAGCGAUUGCUCGUUAUCACCAACGAUGGGACAGUGAGGAGUUACGCCGACUUACACGGCGACUUCACUCCAUUCAACAUCGGUCAUGGUGCGGAAGAACACGGCGUGAAAGGAUGCAAAUUCUGGUCGAAUGGCUUCGUGGCGUUGCUUGGAAACAACCGUCUGGUCGCUGUCACGCGCUACGAAGAACCCAGGCCGCAAUUGCUAGCCUCGACGCCCAGCGGUGAGGUCAUGUCCUGGACCGUGAUACCGCCGGAGUACACAUCUUCGCGGGCUGUUGAGGUGCUGUUGGCGAUUAACAAGACAGUCUACGUCGUGGAUCCUGCAGAGUGCGAGGAUAGAGGACUCGAGGCCGGUCCGUUCAGACAUAUCGGCGUCUCGCCAAACGGCAAAUUCAUCGCGCUGUACACCGACGAUAGCAAAGUAUGGGUCAUCUCCAGCGAUUUCCAGGACCGGUAUAGCGAGUACGAGUCCAAGGUCAAGACGAUUCCGAAGGAUUUACAAUGGUGUGGCAACAACGCUGUCGUACUGGCUUGGGAGGACGAGCUGCACCUGGUUGGACCCAACGGCGCAGCAUCUAAGUUCUACUACGACUCCAUCAUGCAUCUGCUCCCGGAUAUUGACGGCAUCAGGGUCUUAACAAGCGACAUUUGCGAGUUUCUGCAGAAAGUGCCCGACCCCACGGAGGAGGUGUUCAGACUCGGCUCGACGUCUCCAGCCUCAGUCCUCCUAGAUGCUCUUCAUCAUCUCGAGGACAAAUCUCCAAAAGCCGACGAUAACAUUCAGCUCAUCCGCGAGAGUCUGGACGAAGCGGUCGAUGUCUGCGUUCGCGCCGCAGGGCAAGAAUACAGUAUCCACUGGCAGAAACAGCUCCUCAAGGCCGCAUCUUUCGGGAAGUCCGUUCUUGACCUCUACAACAGCGAUGAUUUCGUCGACAUGACGGAGACGCUGCGCGUACUGAAUGCCGUCCGCUUCUUCGAAGUGGCGUUGCCGCUAUCUUACGAACAAUAUCUGCGUUUGACACCGGAGAGGCUGGUGCAACGGCUGGUUAACAGGCAGAUGUAUCUACUCGCGCUCAAGGUAUCCGAAUAUCUGCACUUACCGGUGGAUCGGAUCUACGUUCAUUGGGCGCGGCAGAAAGUCCGAUCCUCACGAACGGAUGAGGACAGCAUCUGCGCCGAGAUUGUGCAGAAGUUGAAUGGGAAGCGCGGUAUAUCAUUCGAGGAAGUGGCGCGCGCCGCAUACGAUGAGGGGCGUGGCAAGCUGGCCACGGACCUGCUAGAGCAUGAACCUCGGGCGGGCAAGCAGGUACCCUUAUUGCUCAAUGUGGGUGAAGACACGAUCGCGCUGGACAAAGCCAUCGAGAGCGGUGACACGGAUCUCGUCUUCUACGUCUUGCUAAACCUGAGGAAGAAGAUGCCGCUUUCCAGCUUCUUUCGUACGAUCAAUAGCCGACCAACCGCUACGGCUAUCGUGGAGUCGUCCGCCGUCGACCAAGAUGAAGAGCUGCUGAAGGACCUAUACUACCAGGAUGAUCGACGUAUAGAAGGGUCAAACUUACUGGUAUCCGAGGCGCUUGCUGCGUCGGACACCGCGCCCGCGACGGACAAGCUUAAGAUGGCCGCGAAGUUGGUGCGCGACAGUAAAGAAUACGCCGUGCAAGUCACGGCUAUCGAAGACGCACAAAAGCUGCUACGCCUGCAGGAGACUUUUGCAAAGGAGCUCAAUGAGCGGUUCGUAGGGUUGAGCGUGAAUGAGACGCUGAGUAAGUUGAUCAGGACGGGAAACAUGAAGCGAGCAACGAAAGUGCAGACAGAGUUCAAGGUGACCGAGAAGGUGUAUUGGUGGAUUAGGUUGAGGGCAUUGGUGAGCAACAGAGAUUGGAGAGAGUUGGAGGAAAUGAGUAAGGCGAGGAAGAGUCCGAUUGGGUGGGAGCCUUUCUACAAUGAAAUAUUGGCCGCAGGCAACACGAAGGUUGCGGCGCUCUUCAUACCUAAGUGCGCGUCGCUGACGCUCAGCGAGCGGAUUGAGAUGUGGUUGAAAUGUGGUUUGGUGGCCAAGGCGGGCGAAGAAGCGCUGAAGGCGAAGGAUCGGAAUGCUUUGGAGGACUUGAGGAAGCAGGCUACGGGUAAUGCUGCGGUAGAGAUUGAGCGGAUGAUUGGGCUCUUGCAGAAAGGUCGAUAG